CGCCGAUUCAGUUGUGCGGCACAGGUUUAUGCGAGCGGUUCGAGAGCCGGAAAAAUCGGAACUCAAAACUAAAGACUUUUAUGACGGUUUAUGAUUUUUUGUGCUGUGACAAAUGCGAUUUAUUUGUGGACAAUAGUGGAAUUUGGCAAUCAGCUGGAAUUGUUCUGUGAGAGCAAAGAGUGCGAAAAAAUAAACUGUAUGCUCCCUAAAACCUAAAAACUGCUCAAAAACUCAAUAAAAAUCAACGAUAGUGAGCCCCUGGCAACACUUGCAUUUUCCCUCACGACCAAUCGCCCAAUAACUCCCGACUGACACACAUUUGAUGAGAACAAAUAGCAAACUUAAAUAAAUCAACCGAAAAUAAUGUCAACGAAAUCAAUGGCGGGCCACGGCAGCAGCUGCAACAUGUUGCUGCUGUGUCUGCUGCUGUCGCUGCCGUCCGUCGCCCCAGUCCGCCUGCCCAAGAGCAGCGGCAACAAUGCAACAGCAGCAGCAUCGUCAAGAGCAACAUCUGCUGGCAGCAACAAUUCCAUUGCCAAUGCCAAGGCUGGUAGCAAAUAUGAGAUACGCGGCGUUGCCGGUGAACCAAAUUACAAAUCGGUGAAUCUGACCUGGGAAGUUGAAUUCGUGCCGUCGGCCCAUGACACAGAUUCGAGCCCCAACUCCAACUCCGAUUCCAACUCCAGAGCGGGCCAGGUGAACGCGACAAAUAUGAGCGGCGAUGUGGAACCGCCCCGGGCUCUGGCAUUCCAGAUAUUCUACUGCGAGAUGCAGAACUACGGCCCUCAGCGGUGUCGCGUCAAAUUGGUGAAUGGCACCACCGCCGAGGUCUCCCAGGAGGAUAACGAGGACGAGCACGAUCCCUUGGGUUCCCAGGUGCAGCACUUCGCCGCCGCUGUGGAUAACUUGCGCAUGGCCACCAAAUACAGUUUCCACAUUCGCCCAGCGGCUCAGAAGCGCCUCCUAGCGGGCGGAACCCGCAGCUCCAAUGCUCGCUCGGAAUUCCAUGACGAGAAUGAGGUUGAAAGUGGAUCUGGACACCUGCCAGGCCAGAGCAUCGUCAUACCCACCAAGGGAUUCACUGCCCAUGCCACCCAGUGUUUGCCCCACGCCUCAGAGAUCGAGGUGGAGACGGGUCCCUAUUUCGGAGGACGCAUAGUCGUGGAUGGUGGCAACUGUGGCAUCAAGGGCGAUGCCAGUGAUUCUGCGGACAAGUACACGAUGAGGAUCGACCACAAGGAGUGCGGGAGCUUGGUGAAACCGGAGACCAGCACGGUGGAGACCUUUAUCACGGUGCAGGAAAAUCUGGGAAUCUUCACACACAGUACUAGACGCUUUGUGGUGGUCUGCAGCUAUCAGUCGGGCAUGCAGACGGUGCGGGCAAGCUUCACUGUACCCGGCAAGAACGGAGUGGCUGCCGCCUAUGAGCCCAACGAUCCCUUCCAGCCGGAUGAAGAUCAACGUUUGGGCAGGGAACUCCGCCAGAUGCGGUACGUCAACAAGACGGAACUGGUGCUGCGGGAACCGGACUCCCCGUCCGACUCCCAAACCGAAUCCGAGUCUGUGGAACAGGCAGCGGUGGUGGAGCAGACACAGCCAUCCACCACAGAGGCACAGACUGCCCAGAAGAGAGGUCAGGGCAGAGCUCUGAACCUCAACGAGGUCAAUGGCUUGGCGGAGGAGCCGGCGGAGGGACAUCAUUUGGAGCCGGUGGUGGGCACCAAGUACGCCAAACUGGUUGUGGACCAGGCCCACAGCUCCUGGAUGCCGCUGGAGGUGGGAUCACCACCAGGUGGCAGCGUCGAGGAUGAAGCCGUUCUGCGUUAUAUUGGCUCCCAUCUGAGCAGCGUGCUGGUAACCGUUUCGCUAUCUGUGAUAAUCAUCAGCAUUUGCAUCGUUCUGCUGCAUCGCCAGCGGAUCCGCUCACCGCCCCGCAGGCCCGCCCCCUCCUCUUUGGCCGCCCACCUGCCGCACAAGACGCUGCCGCGUGCUUUGCAGCAACAGCAGUACCAGUGCACCUUGUAGGUGCCCCGCCCCCCUCCAAUAACCACCGACUGCCCCGCCUCGUCCUCCCGCCUUUUCCAGCUCGCUAUGCCCACUUGUCUUGCUGAAUGUCAAACGAUGAGAAAAAAAAACAGAAAGAAAACUUCAUUUAGCUGAAGAUGACUGCGCAUAGCCACGCCCCCUCCCCGAGAACUCAAGGCCCCAACGGUACCAGCGGGAUCAGCAUCCUCCGAUUUACAUUUACACAAUUGUGAACUCGCCUCUGAAUCUCAAGCUUUAACUGCGAUCACGAGGGAGGACGAGUGGGCAAAGGCACUUCUCAUAGAGCGAGAUUAGUCUGUAGACUCUUAGACUUACGAUUUUUGUAUAAAUUAUUUAUGCCCAGAAAAUAUAUAUAUAUUUAUAGCUACUAAA
Drosophila takahashii is the source of this 2418-nucleotide messenger RNA. RefSeq lists its product as uncharacterized. The record is from RefSeq and is a predicted model, not a curated record. NCBI's taxonomy places the organism in Eukaryota, Metazoa, Arthropoda, Insecta, Diptera, Drosophilidae.